Molecule: messenger RNA, 396 nt
Organism: Acanthoscelides obtectus
Lineage: Eukaryota; Metazoa; Arthropoda; Insecta; Coleoptera; Chrysomelidae
Source: the annotation of a GenBank genome assembly
AUGACAAAAAACAGGUACGUUCUAUCAAAAACAAUCGAUGGUAUAAAAUUUUGCGGAGCAUUUGAAUUGGCGCUACGGGGCCACGACGGAACCCAAAAUCCUGGAAUAUUUCGUGGACUGAUUAAUUUUUCUGCUGAGCUUGAUACAACCUUGAGCGAACACAUAAAAAAUGCUUCAAUAUUUAAAGAAACUUCGAAAGAAAUACAUAACGAUCUACCGGAUUGUAUUCUUGAAGUUUGUCAUGAAGCAAUAAUAAAACAGAUUAACAGAGCCUCGUAUUUAGCGAUAAUAGCAGAUGAAACAACGGACAUUGCGGGGGAAACCCAACUGGUAACAAUAUUCAGAUACGUAUUUAACGGCGAAUCAGUAGAACGUUAUGAAUCCCGAAAAAUGUGA